AUGGCAGAUAUCGUACCAUUCCAGAUACAUCUUUCAGAUCAGUUCCUUGAGGAGACCAAGGCAAAGCUGAAGUAUGCGCGCUUGGACGAUAAUAUGGCCGAGGUAGAAUGGAAUGAUCUUGAAUUUGGACAUGUGGCAUUCAAGAAAGUGAUUGAGUAUUGGCGGGAUGAGUAUGAUUGGCGCGAAUUCGAAGCACAUCUAAAUACAUUCAACCAUUUCAAAACUUCGAUUCCAGUCAGUGGGUUCGACAAUAUUGAGCUCCAUUUUUUGCACCACCGAUCGAGUAAGGCAGGGGCUAUUCCGUUAAUCUUUGUGCAUGGUUGGCCCGGUUCAUUUCUUGAGUCUUUAAAGAUUAUACCGUUGCUCACCGAGCCUUCCAAUGGUAGACAAGCAUUCCAUGUGGUCGCUCCGUCAAUCCCAGGGUACGGGUUCAGUAGAUAUUCUAAGAAGUCCGGCUUUGGGCUAGAGCAACAUGCAGAAUGCUUCGCCAACCUGAUGAAGACUCUCAACUACGACCGCUAUGUUUGUCAGGGCGGAGAUUGGGGCUCGUCAAUUGUCCGGUAUAUGGCACUCAACCAUGCUGAAGCUGUGCAAGCAAUACAUAUCAACAUGUUUUUGGCAUUGCCGCCUAAUCGUAAAGAGGCACCCGAAAAGUAUGCGCGUUAUGUGGCCAAUGAUUUCAGUCAGCAGGAGAUUGUGAAUCUGGAGCGCACCAAUUGGUUUGCGACGGUUGAGCGUGGGUAUCAGCGAAUUCAAGAAACCAAACCAGUGACUCUUGGAUAUGCACUUCAUGAUUCUCCAGUGGGUAUGCUGGCUUGGUUUGCCGGAAAGUUGAAAGCGUGGACAGACGAAUAUCCUUGGACGCCACAAGAAAUCAUCCAUUGGGCAUUUAUCCACUAUCAAGGUAGUCCGAGUGCUGCAAUGCAAAUCUAUAAGGAAGCCGAAGCAGUUUUAAACGAAAAUCCAACAAGUAUGCUGGGAAGAUAUAUCUCGCAACCGGUUGGGGGAUCGUUAUUUCCCAAGGAGCUAUGGCUCUAUCCCCGUGAAUGGAUGGAAGAGACUUGUAACAUCCAGUUCUGGAGACAGCAUAAGAGUGGAGGUCAUUUCAUUGCUUGGGAACGACCAGAUGCACUAGUGGCAGAUGUCGCAGAGUUCUAUAGUAAAUCAGGUCCAGUUUUUGGCCACCAGCAGAAAUAA
Molecule: messenger RNA, 1197 nt
Organism: Exophiala bonariae
Lineage: Eukaryota; Fungi; Ascomycota; Eurotiomycetes; Chaetothyriales; Herpotrichiellaceae
Exons: 5
Coding region: 1-1197 (398 amino acids)
Biological process (GO): epoxide metabolic process
Molecular function (GO): epoxide hydrolase activity
Source: RefSeq, a predicted model, not a curated record